AUGACAUCUUCGCAACAGCCGCCUCGGCCUUCGUAUGACCCUGAAGAUCCCGCAACAUACCAGCGACUAGGAGUCCCCGUACCAGUUUUGCUUCGAAUUCGAGAGCUACAAGCCUACAAGGAUUGGGUAGAAGAUGGCGGACUAGAUAGAUUCGCGACGGCGUAUGGCGUCAGGCCUGACUUCAUUUACCACCUCUCCGAUACCAAGCCUGCGGUGGUUUGGGCAUUCUACAUGGAGCUCGAGGCUGUGCCUGGUCUAGAGACUAUAAUGAAGCCAACUUCAAGGGCUGAUAUGGCUUGCAUGCCCAUCUCGACUGCGUUACAACUGAUACAAGAGACAGAAAACGGCUGGAGCAGCGAAGAGGAGGCCGAUAAUGAAGAUAAUAAGGGGCGCACGGAGAUCGAAGAGGAGCUGCAAGGUAGCGAAGAAGAGGGGGUUGAGGCGGUCACUCUCGAUCAGCACAAGGACGCGCAGGACGAAUCCGAAGAGGACCUGAUGCUUCUGGGCGCGAAUCGCGCAUAUCUCUCCUCGCCUUCCCGCAUCCGUAGCAUCUGGAGUAGCCCCAUGAAGCGAGGCCUCGCCGCUUAG
Alternaria atra is the source of this 588-nucleotide messenger RNA. RefSeq lists its product as uncharacterized. The coding region runs from base 1 to 588 and encodes 195 amino acids. The transcript is spliced from 2 exons. The record is from RefSeq and is a predicted model, not a curated record. Lineage: Eukaryota; Fungi; Ascomycota; Dothideomycetes; Pleosporales; Pleosporaceae.